AUGUCUGGUACCUCUCUGACGGUCAAUUCAGACGUGGCUAAAGUCAUUGAUAAAUGCCUCGAGGCUCUUCAGAGUGCCGAAGUCGCCAUCAACGUGAGCCGACCGCCGCUCGGCCCCGCGUCUAUCACGGCUCAACGGACAAACGACACCCUCGUCUUCGCGCACAAUCGCCUGUCUCAUAUCCGCGAGAUGACCUUUACGAACGAAGAUACGACAACCAUAGCGAAAUCUAUCCUGUUAUGUGUCUCCAAUACGCUCAUGAGUGUGCAAAAGAUGGUGACUGAGUCUCUGGCGGCGUGCCCAGAUGCUCCUUCGCUGCUUAUCUCCGCCAAGAAAACCUCCUGUUCUGUCCAGAAAAGUAUUUUCACUGGAGUCAAUGGCCUCUCCGACAAGAGCUUCCAGUCCAAGGUUGCGCCCAAGAUGCACAGCGUCCGCUUCUAUGUGCACAACUCCCUACCUACCGACUACUUCGUCGACCCCUUAUCCUACUUGGACUCAUAUACCGGCCAUAGCAUUCUUCUUGGAGACUUCAACUACCAUCACGAGGACUGGAACGGCGAUCAAAAGACGGAAACGAGUACGUCGUGCAAGAAGUUUGCCGAAGGCGUCAAGGCACACAACUAUAUACUGAAGACGAAGCAGGGCGCGAUAACCUACUCCAAUUCCAAGGAUGUAUCGAAACGCAGCUCGACCAUCGAUUUGACCUUUGCCAAGGAGUCGAUCAGUGCGUCCAUUGGGUACUGCGAAGUGCUCCAAGUACCAGGGUUCCUCAGUGACCAUCGCGUCAUUGAAACAUCGGUCAAGAGAGCGGUGAAGACGGAUGUUAAGACUAUGCCCUGCUGGCACAAGAUAACUCCCAACAAGUUCCAGCGUCGUCUGAAGCCCCGCCUUCCACCUCUCGAUAGCCUGGUUGGCAACGAAGAGCAGGUUGUUGCCUUCUUUGCCAAGGUCAUAGAUGCUCUACACGUCACUAUGAUGGAGAACGUGCCUAGGAGGUCUUGCGGUCUCAGACCUCAAGCUCAACGAACCAUGCAGUUGGCAUCCAAGUUGAGAAAGCGACUUGCAGAGUUGGACGAUCUCAAGAAGAAGGAUCAGACGCCCAAGACAUUGAAGAGGAUAUUGUUUCUCGAACGAGACAUCGACAAGUUGAACACUGAGAUGUGGAGUGAGUCCGACCGCGACAAGACUAGACCCCCCUCGGCGAGAGCAUUCUUCAAUGUGUUCAGGUUGGCCAGGGGCAGAUCUCAACCACUUCAGUUCGCUCAGACCCCAACACUCAAGUACGAGGGCGACAGUGAUGCUGGUAACGAACCGCAACUUGCGGUAAUAGAUGAGCAGAAGAUUGAGAUGAUCAAGAAGGUCAAGUUCCGCAACAACAACAAUCCCGAGUCUACGAGGAUCUUGGAGGAGCCUGGUCCAAGGCACGAUCCCAAAUAG
Fusarium proliferatum ET1 is the source of this 1437-nucleotide messenger RNA. RefSeq lists its product as uncharacterized. The transcript is spliced from 3 exons. Bases 1 to 1437 code for a protein of 478 amino acids. The record is from RefSeq and is a predicted model, not a curated record. Lineage: Eukaryota; Fungi; Ascomycota; Sordariomycetes; Hypocreales; Nectriaceae. Gene Ontology annotation, molecular function: catalytic activity.